Mugil cephalus (flathead mullet) is the source of this 7847-nucleotide messenger RNA. RefSeq names its product rho GTPase-activating protein 44-like. The record is from RefSeq and is a predicted model, not a curated record. Gene Ontology annotation, biological process: negative regulation of Rac protein signal transduction; neurotransmitter receptor transport, endosome to postsynaptic membrane; positive regulation of GTPase activity. Lineage: Eukaryota; Metazoa; Chordata; Actinopteri; Mugiliformes; Mugilidae. Bases 258 to 3197 code for a protein of 979 amino acids. Gene Ontology annotation, cellular component: leading edge membrane; presynaptic active zone; intracellular anatomical structure. Gene Ontology annotation, molecular function: protein binding; GTPase activator activity. The transcript has 22 exons.
GGGAGAAAGAGAAAUUGGUCCAGCAUCUCCGGAGCGGCGGAGCGGAUGACAGAGAGACACGCCGUCCUCCUCAGCAAAAAAAUAAAAAAAUAAAUAGAUUAAAUUAAAAUGAGGAGGAAUUAACUCGCCGACUGUCGCGAUGCACAACCUGGAUGUUUAAGCCGGAACCUCCUCGUCUGCCAUAGAUCUGACUUUAUUCUAUCAAUGAGAUCUGCGGAGGGGCUCUACCGCACGGUGGCAACGCAGAAAAACACAAGAUGAAGAAGCAGUUCAACCGAAUGAGACAGCUCGCCAACCAAACAGUGGGCAGGGCUGAAAAAACAGAAGUAUUAAGUGAAGACCUGCUGCAGGUGGAGAAACGUCUGGAGCUGGUCAAGCAGGUUUCCCACAGCACACACAAGAAGCUGACCGCCUGUCUGCAGGGCCAGCAGGGUGUGGACGUGGACAAGAAGUCUGUCAGGUCACCCUCGAAGAAGCUUCCUCUCACAACGCUAGCACAAUGCAUGGUGGAGGGGGCGGCCGUGCUCGGGGACGAGUCUCUACUAGGGAAGAUGCUGAAGCUCUGCGGAGAGACGCAGGACAAACUCGCUCAGGAGCUCAUAAUGUUCGAGCUCACCAUCGAGAGAGACGUGAUCGAGCCGCUGUACGACCUCGCAGAGGUGGAAAUACCAAAUAUCCAGAAACAAAGGAAACACUUAUCGAAACUGGUCCUGGAUAUGGACUCUGCACGCACACGGUACUACCAGUCUACCAAGUCUUCAGGAAUGUCCACCAACCUGCAGCCAACAGGAGCCAAGGCCGACCACCUCAGGGAAGAGAUGGAGGAGGCAGCCAACCGCAUGGAGAUCUGGCGAGACCAGUUAUCAGCAGAUAUGUACAGUUUUGUGGCCAAAGAAAUUGACUAUGCAAGCUACUUCCAGACACUGAUAGAAGUCCAGGCAGAGUACCACAGGAAGUCAUUAGAGCUGCUUCAGAGCAUUCUGCCCCAGAUCAAAGCUCAUCAGGAGACCUGGGUGGAGAAACCAUGCUACGGGAAACCAUUAGAGGAGCACUUAGCGCUCAGCGGGAGGGAUAUUGCCUUUCCCAUCGAGGCCUGUGUCACCAUGCUGCUGGAGUGUGGCAUGCAGGAGGAGGGUUUGUUCAGAAUCGCUCCCUCGGCCUCCAAACUGAAGAAGCUGAAAGCGUCUCUGGACUGCGGCGUGUUAGACGUUCAGGAAUACUCUGCAGACCCUCACGCCAUCGCAGGUGCCCUGAAGUCCUACCUGCGGGAGCUGCCUGAGCCAUUAAUGACCUUUGAACUCUACAACGACUGGAUUCAGGCUUCCAACAUUCAAGACCAAGACAAGAGGCUGCAGGCUCUGCUCAACGCCUGUGAGAAACUACCCCCAGCCAACAACAACAACUUUAAGUAUUUGAUCAAAUUCCUCUCCAAGCUGACUGAAUACCAGGAUGUGAACAAGAUGACGCCUGGUAACAUUGCUAUUGUCCUCGGACCCAAUCUACUGUGGACUCACAAUGAAGGCAACAUCACCGAGAUGAUGACGACCGUGUCCCUGCAGAUCGUCGGCAUCAUCGAGCCCAUCAUCCAGCACGCCGACUGGUUCUUCCCAGGAGAAAUCGAGUUCAACGUCACAGGGAACUACGGCAGCCCCGUCCACACCAACCACAACGCCAACUACAGCUCCAUGCCCUCUCCGGACAUGGAUCAGAUGGACCGCAGGCAGAACGACCAGAGCCGACGGCCGCUCAGCGUCGCCACCGACAACAUGAUGCUGGAGUUCUACAAGAAGGACGGCAUUAGGAAGAUACAAAGCAUGGGUGUCAGGGUGAUGGACACUUCUUGGGUGUCGCGCAGGGGCUCGUCGUCGUCUUCGCGUAAAUCCUCCUCCACGCCACCGAGCGUGCAUCCCCCCGUCCCGCCCACUGACGCGCUCACCCCCGAGCAGCCUGGGGAUUUCGCUGCCUCCCCCUCCCCCACCCCUCCUCCCACUAGCAGCGACCGAGCCAGCUCAGAUGAUGCGUCCUCGAAUUGGUCGGACUCCUGUUAUGUCUACCCCUCCCCCGAGGAGGAGAGGCCGCCUCCCCCUUACCCUUCUUCCUCUUCUUCCUCCUCCUCCUCCUCUUGCUCUUCCCACUCGCUUCCUCACCACCAUUUCUACACCCGAGCACCUCUGUGUAUGCGCCCCGUCGCCCCUAGUCCCGAGUCCGCGCCCUUUGGCCCGUCCCCUCCACCCCGCCGCACCGGCUACAGCCCACCCCCGCUCCCCCACUCCCUGUGCCCAUCCCCUCAGCAGCUUGACGUCAACUCCAACCCCAAACCUAACUCCCUGCACCUGCCCAAACAGGCCUCCCUGUCCGACGGCCCGCAUGCGGCCCCGUCCGAAACGAAUGGUUCCACCCUUUACAUCAAACCCCCGCUCGUUCUUACUCGUCACGAUCUGUUCCUGGGCUCCCCUAAACCUCCCAACACCCCCCUAUCUGCUCCCCCUCCGUGGGCAGCCUGUGCCUGUAACCGGGAGAGAGGAGCCAAGCUGACGAGUACUCUGAAGAACAAGGAGCUGUCUCCAGUGAUUGGACAGAAGGGACUCCAGGGAACAGUGGCCUCUAGUGGACAGUCACCGCACUCUGAGCACAGCCCACACACCCUGAGAAGAGCGAAGAAGCUGGCCCCAAUCCCACCUAAGGUCCCUUACUGUCAGACCGGAGCCAUGUCCGACCAGUCGACGGGCCAGCCGUCCCCGGUCAGCCUGUCGCCCACUCCCCCCAGCACCCCGUCCCCGUACGGCUUCAGCUACCCGCAGGGGUACGCCACCAUCGGCUCCCCGUGUCAGGUGCAGUCCGCAACCACUCCGUCCAUGUCCUCCCCGCCCUCGCUGGCCGGCACUCUUACCAAGGCCAGGCCGACGCCGAAGCCGCCCCGGCAGAGGCCCAGCUUGCCUCCCCCUCAGCCCCCCACCACACCCGGCACCAGUCCCCAACCUCUGGAGCACUCGUCCGGCCUCCUGGACGGCCUGUCCCCUGGAGAAAGCAUGUCCACAGAUUCCCUCUGCAACUUGGACAUCCCCAUCAUUAACAUGGAACUGGACGGUAUAUUUGACUUGACCCGCAUCUCCCCCUUCAGGAACUCAGUGGCGCUGCUCGAGUCGACCAACAGCAGAGCGGACUCGGAGGAAGAGUCUGAGAGCACAGUGCUAUGACGCCGCUGAGUCCCCCCCCCACCCCACUCUCCACUCUCCCCGCCGGCCUAUUAAACGAAACGCAACGCUACUGCUGCCCUGUCUCACUCACCGACCUUUCACCUCUAUGGAUUACUUCGGUCUCAACAGCUGCCCUAGAUCUCCUCAUCACAUCUGUAUUUGGUCCAGAGGGGCUGAGAGUUAAAAAAAACAAGCGCUCAUAAACGAGCUGUUAGUUGUAGUGUUGUCAGGGAGCUUUUGAUCAGAUUUGACAUUUAACAUUGGCUGGAUUUCCUUUUUUUUUUUUUUUUUUUUUGUUAUUUAACGAUUUGUUUCUUUUGGCCUUAUUUGAUUCACUUGCAAUAUUGCCUUUAACAUCACACACAAGACUGGAAGCAGGCUGCUGGGCGGUGUGAGGGCUCUUUGCUGCUGCUGCUGCUGCUGCUUUCUCAUGAGUGAAUCCCAGAAGAACAAACAACACAGUAAUGUUCAUGUGUCCUGUUAACUCCUCUUUUUUUUUUUUUAUCAUUUAUCUCCCAUUCAGAGUUUCUCCCUCAUUCCUCAGGGGUGUCAGUUGAAAUGCCUCGCUCUGGCUCUCGUGCUGGCAACAACCCCCCCCCCCCCCAAACUUCUGUCCCGCCUGAGCGUUCACUGUGAGUGUGCCAGUAUGUCGUUAUGGAAAGUGUGUGUGCGUGUGUGUGUUUUGCUAGCGUGUGAUGUGUUAAUUGAUGUGGUAAUUGUACUAUAUGAUGUUGCACUGUUGGUGUUGUGGAGCAAAAAAAAACAAAAAGAAAAAACAGGACUGCACGUUUUUAGAUGUUUAGGAAAAUAACUAGCAGGUUGCGAAGAGGUUAAAUGCCCGGUCACAACUUCCUCUGUAUUUCCAUGGCAUUCAGUCAGGAUAUCAGUCACUGGAUAUUUAUUGUUUAUACUGUAUAUUUUCAGAGUAUAUGACAUGAUUAGACAAUAUAAAUCAGAUCAUAUUUUGUAUCCAAGUGAGACAUAUAAAGAUACUAUUUCCUCUAUAGUUGAUGCGGGAGCUAUAAAUGUAGUGUUGUCUAAGAAAGGCCCAGCAAGAUAGAAAACAGGACAAACUCCACGUCUUAACCUGUAAUUAUUUUUGCCAGUCGCGUGGGGUUUUUCCGAUUUUCAGUGUCAAGUUAGAUGUAAUUUCAGGUUCAAGAAAGUGGAGAGAGACACGUGUGCGCAGGUUUGGUGCUAUGAAGCCUGGAGUACCACAACAUCUAAUUAAAACAAAAACAUUUGAUUGAAUACUUUUACUUUACGUUGUGUUACGUUACGUGUUGGUGGGAGCUUAGCCAAUCAGUUCCUUGUGCUGCUCGACUUCCUUUAAAACCACGUCAACAUAUAAAACAAUUUACCUGUCGCCCGUCGUUUUGUAGUUGUGGACCGAACAGAAGACAAAGAUAGUGCUUGGGUAUAGACACAGCUUGCUUUUGUUACCAUAUCUAUUUGAAAAGAUAACACACGUACUUCCACCUCAUCUGGGUUCACCCGGCUCUCCUAGCUCCCUGUUAACAUGCUGAUCUGGUGGUAAGAAGCAGAUUCGUAGACAGUGUUUCCUUCUGUGUUUACGUCAACCAACCAUAUCAGUUGCUCCCAUUGGUCGUCGCCUUAAAGUUGAGAUAAGUUUACCUUAGUACCACCCACUUUGCAUCCUCAAGUUUUUUUUUCCCUUAUCAUUGCUACGUCUCGCUACAUUACUGGUGGUUCACGCAGAGACAAGAACUUUGUGCUUAUUUUAAUAAUUUUAUGCUUAUUUAUAGAAUUUUUGUCAAGUAUAAGCUCAAACCAUUGGCAGAUUUUUUUUUCUUAAUACAAGAUUAAUACAAGAUACAAGAUUUGAUCGAAUCUAAGAAUAUUUUGCUUCUUUCUAGUAAUGCUGUUUUUGCAGUGAAAGUAACGUAAAUAUAAAACUCAGUAUAUAUACUCCAGGCUCCAUAUCGGACAACCUCGUAUGUAGAGAGUCAUCGUUGAGCAUUUUAACAUCCUAUAACAUCAUAUAUUACAGUUUAAAUUCCAGCCAUCUCCACAUUACAAUAUAUCUGAUAUUUUUUGGUCUAUAUUAAUGAACCAGAGGCAGGUGCAAAGAUACGUGUAUAUGUUUAUUUUGAUGAGAGUAUUUAUACAGAUAUCUUUCUGAAUACUUUUUACUUGGUAUGAGGAGUUGUGAUUGUUUCCGCUAUACACAAAUCUAUGUGUAGGGGGGAAAAAAAACAAAAAAAAACACGGGACCAGAAUUUCCCUGCUGCCGCUUUUCAGGAAACACAGGUUCAGUUUAAGAGGAAACUUGAAAAUGAAACUGGAGAACGAGGUUUGACAGCAGCAGUUUAUUUGCCUUGCGGUGGGUUUUGUUGUGACCUAUCCAGAUUUGUAAGACUUUCCUUUUCGUCCUGAGAACAUCCGCUAACGUAUGGCCUCAAAGUCACUGUGCUGCUCUACUGUCGUUCUUUCUUUAAAGUGCGAUAUUACUCACAGGACUUUUGUAAAUACUGAAUCCUCUGUACAUGACAUAUGAUCUGUAUAUACUGACUGUGGAAGAAGUCAUAAAUAUAUAUAUAUAUAUAUAUAUAAAAUCUAUAGAUAUAUACAAAUACUUUAUUGAGACCAUAAAUGAUAAACAUUAUAACAUUAUAGUGUACAUAUAAUAUAAUAAUGUCGCUGGAUCUAGCACAAUAAUGCCACAUUCACACAAAAUAACAACGUCGCACAGAAAAAAAUUCAUAUGGUACAGUAGGCUCAAGGUUAAAUCUAGUUUGCAGAUUUUCUAAUAAUAAUAAUAAAAACAGAGUUUCUGACAUCAGAUUUAACCUCUCGAACCCUGAGCUUAGCUCUGCAGUAAGAAAAAUAAUACUGCAGCUUGUCCUGUAUAUGCUCCAACACGUCGCUGCAGCUACAUGACUCUAUGUAACAAAAAAAAUAAAUAAAUCAAUGCGUCUUUUCCGUCAUUUUAUACAUUUUCUGGCACAUUUAAUAAUAUUUCUGAAAAUGUGUGGUUAAGAAAUUGAAAUGAUUUUCUUUGAGCUCACACAAAAUUUGGACACUAAACCUGCAGGAGCCAGCAGGGUUUAAGAGGUUAAAAGAGCCUCUGCAUGGAAAACUGCUGCAUCGAUGUCUUUAAUCCAACUGAAAUCUUGUUAUGUAUUUAUUGAUGAAUCUGCAGAUUAUUUGCUUUUAAAAUGUCUUAAAGUCCAAAGUUGUGGUACCGAACCUAGAAAUAUUAGGUCGACCAUCACAGCUGUAAAAUCCAACCACGUUGAGCCUGAGACGAGAACAUUCUUGGCAUCUGAUCAAUCAAUUAUCAAAACAGCUGAUUUAUUUUGUGUCAUUUAAAUUUUUUUUUUUUUUUAAUCUGCCAACAGUUUCAGCUCCUCUCCAACCAUUUACUACGUUCAAUCAGAUCUGCCAGUGGUGUUAAAAUCAAUACAGCAUGAAUUAAACAUUUUUAAUUUAAUAUUUAGAGAAAGGAAAAAAAAUAAACUAAUGCUGACCACAAAAACGUUUUUUUAAGAAGUUACUGUUGCAGUUAGGCUGUGCUGAGGUGAAUGGUCUGUCCUGUCUUUGUCUGGAUUUCCGUGUUACAAUGUGCUGCUCUUCGUUUUGUACUGAAAAGGUUUCGGACCUAGACUUGUACAUACAGUAAACAUCAAACGCAACUUUAUUAACAGUAACAAUGUCGAGCAGAGACAGCCGGCAAGAGAUUCCAGAGACAGUUUUCAGUAUUGCAGCUUUUGCAAGCAUGCCCUUUGAGCACUAAAAUACGAAGGCCUUUUUUACACUAAUAGGUGGAAUGUACUGAUGAAUUGUUCACCUCAUAGGUCGUAUUAAAGGAGGACUCUGUGUGUUGUGGUUUCAGUGUAGGAGGGUUGAGGGGUUAGUAAGUAAAACAUAAAAAGUGUAUGUGUGGGAGGGUGGGGUGGAGGGUGGGGGGGUCGAUUCAACAUUGUCCUGUGUGAAACUCAGCAGCAUGCUUUUUAACCAUGCCUAUGGAAUAUGUCUCAUCUUUGGUCUUAUAUAAAUGUGCUUGUAUUUAUUUUUUAUAAGUGAUUAGAUCGACCUUCGCAAGAGAAAGGAAAAUUCAGCGCUGCCCUUUUUGUAAAACUCCCCAUCGGUUUUGCCAACGAUUCUGUUUGAACCAUAGCUCGCUGUUUGUUUUCGCCACAUAUCUUCAUAUGCUCCACUGGUUUUAUCUAUAGCAAAUAUGCAAAGCACACGAGACUCAACGCCACCAUCUGGACAUCUUGGGACGACUGGAGAGGAUCCUACAAGGGGCUAAAAUCUACCGAAACGUUUGUUUGGAUUUACGACACACAGGUUUAUUUUUUACCUGCACAGUCUGUAGAUUACACUGUGGUGCAUGCAGCCAUCUCCAUCCUGUUUUUAUUUUACUUUGCUUGAAAUUUGAAGAAAGGGGGGCCAAAAUAAAAAGGGAAUCAUAAGUGAUCAAGGGAAUCAUCAGUGAUCAAGGAAUCGUUUCCAACUAAAAUGUUCUUUGUGUUGAUGCUGCGGACUGGAGUGAAGGGGAAAUGCCUUUUUCUUGGACAUGCUAUCUCUCGGUCACCAAGUGGAACACAGUGUAAGGUUUAAAUAAAAUGAAAAAAUAAAAAUCCUCAUCCGAAUGUUGAAACUAUUAAAAAUGUUUUUAUAUUA